Mesocestoides corti is the source of this 5016-nucleotide messenger RNA. The record is from the annotation of a GenBank genome assembly. NCBI's taxonomy places the organism in Eukaryota, Metazoa, Platyhelminthes, Cestoda, Cyclophyllidea, Mesocestoididae.
AUGUCUCAGGUCGCCGUUCAUCUCUCAGAUGGAAGGCCCUCGCAGACUGCCUUGCCAGUGGAACAUCCCACGUCCUUGGAUUCCGGCAUCUACGAAGUGCUCCUCUCAGCUGCUUCUUCGUGCAAAUCAGCGCCUUUUCCAAUUGAAGGCGGUUCAGAUUCUGGAAUGUUUUGUCUCAUCGGAAACGCGAUUAGUCCUUGCCAGCUUGUCUACCAUCCAAUCAUCUCCUCGCCCAAGAAGGCACCCUCGAUUCUUCGACCAGGCGACGUUAUCCUUGAAAUUGGUGAAUACCAGAUCUCCGGUUUCACGCGCCUUGACGCCAUCCGACUCUGUGAAGCCCUUUUUAACAGUGACUCCAAAGGCAAUCGGCCGCGGAUUCUCCUUAAACUGAUCCCCCCAUCUGCAUUGCCCUCCGGAGAUGUGCUGCUGAACCACUUUCUCUCUUCCCACUUCCAGGUCGGAACGCCUGAAUUCCUUUUGCAGGAGGUCACUCGGAAUAAUAUCUAUCAACGCGUCGUUCCAUGCACAACACGUGCUCCGAGACCGGAAGAACGGGACGGUGUCGACUACCAGUUUCUUGGCGUGGACCACUUUCUUGCUUUGGAGAAAUCGGGCCAGUUAAUUGAAAGUGGAAUCUACAAAGGUGAUCCCUGUUCCUGUAUCCCAGAUUUCUGUAACUCUAAUCACCCAAUUUACUUCUACCUUCGUUUUGGUGCUGCAAAUAUACUUGAGAUCUUUCCCUGUGCUUGGCGAUUUCUUACUUUCCGUCAUUUCGUUCGUCCUUUGCCAACUGUCGACAUUCCCGUUCUUUACUUCCCCUGCCCCCUGCGAGGCGUUGUUAAGCUUACUGCGAAACAUGUAGUGUCUCUAAGACCUAGAGCAACACCAACUCUCCGUUCGAGUGUCUUGCAUGCUUCAUUUGUCGCCUCACGCAAUGCCCUGAUCUAUUACCUCCUUUACGCGGAUCGCCUUAAAGCGCAUCCCCCGCGUUUGUGCGGUGUUUGCCUCAACUUCGCAUUGUAUUUUGUAGGCAACCACUACGGCACGCCACGGCCGGAUCCCUCCUCCACGGUUCUCAACGUCGAACGGAGGCGGAGGAGUCCCGUUGGCUGCGACAACCGAUCCCCCGGCCCAAACAGCACCAAUGACGACAACACCGUGCCCGUCGACACGUUGUCACAGUCAUCGUGUGAUGACGAUAGUCAACGUAGGAACGCACCAUCGGUGCCGCUACCCAACGGGUGGGAGGUAAUUGACCACCCGGAGUACGGUCUCUUUUACGUGGACCACAUCCACCAGAAGACGCAGUACGAACCACCGACGCAGGCCGACUUCGAGGAGGCGGCACGUCUGGAGGCCGCUGGCAGUUCGUCCUCCACCGCCUCGACCUUCUCCGUCGAUAACGAUCAGCAGCGAGCUGUGACGGCGGCUGCCGAUUCCUCCAGCGGCCGGCUUCCAGCCACUGACAGGUUCACCACCGACGUCUCCCAACUCCGAGGACCCCUCACCACGGCCGUUCUUGUCAAGGGCCCCAAGGGUUUUGGGUUCACAAUCGUGGGCGGGUCCAGUCCCAGCCAACCGGGGUUUCUCCAGGUGAGCAUUUAUGGGUCCAGAUCAGAUAUCGGAGCACGCUCCUUAGGCAAAAUGCAAAUUGUGUUUGAAGUAAAAAAUCUGAUACCCGGAGGAUCAGCAGCCCUGGAGGGAACCUUAUCGGUCGGCAAUGUGCUGGUUUCCGCCAACGGUGUGAACGUCCUCGGGUUCUCGCACGACGAGAUUGUCUCUCUCUUCCAGUCAAUACCCGUUGGCAACACCGUCUCCCUCACCGUCAGCCAGGGCUACACGCUCAGCAACGGAAACUGCUUCGAUGGUCAGAAGAAACAGCCCCAAACGAAGUACGCCCUGCCCGUAAUGGAGACUUACCGCACAGCUGAUAGAAGCGUGCCCUUCGCGCCGCCAGAGCUGUGCAUUCGGCGUCUCAACACCUCGCCCACCAUCAGUCAACUGUCGGGAGAGCCGCCGUUGCCGCUGUCGCCUCGGCAGCACCAGUCGCAGCGCUUCGAGUUCGUCCAGGUGAGCGUUGUGAAGAAGGCCAACGGCUUCGGUUUCACCCUGGCGGACCAGGCUCAGGGCCAGCGUGUCAAGGAGGUCAUCGAGCCGACGGGUCUGCGCAUCGGCGACGUGAUCGUCGAAGUAAACGAUAAGUGGGUGAAGGAUGCAUCGCACGUGGAAGUUGUCCAACUCCUCAAGGCCUGUCCGGUUGCCAAACCGACCAAAUUUCUCAUCCAAAGAGGUCUACCGAAUUCGACAAAGAAAAACCAUCUGGACUCAGACUUUAACCCAAAUUUCACUAGGAUAUCCACUUGCGACUCCCCCAACGGCAUAUAUGGUACCUGCAACGAUUUUUCACCUACAAACAGUUUCUAUCCCGUUUGUCAGCCCGUCGACUGCAGUAUGGUGCAGAGUGUGACCUCCGCCGGGUCGAGUAGAUAUCGAUCGAGGACCCCGGGACCCGGGGAUUCGCAUAACUCCCGACUGGCCUCAUCCGGAGGAGGCGGCGGCACUGCUGUGAUGGGGAGUAGCUCGGACUGCAUCUACAGCCUCGGUGAGUCGCUCUCCGGGCUGGAUCUAUGCCGGUCGCCUUCCCUCACUCUGCAGUCCCCCUCGAUGGCCGCUCCUCCCGGUUCCCUCGUUCCCGCCGCCUUUGGAGGCGGCCUCAAGCGCUACGGUGGGACUGAUUUCGAUGCCUACUGUAUGCAACAGGGUCUCUCCCGAAAUAACCCAUCUGGAAGUGGACAUGUGCUGCAACUGAAUCCCAACUACGCAUCCCUGCCUAGAAAUGCACACGGACCUCCUCACCCUCUCGGCGAAUUCCUGGUGUGUCUGCGUCGGGAGGCGAACGGUUUCGGUUUCAAGAUUCUCGGCGGCUCUGAAGAAGGCACUCAGGUCAGUCGAGCCCGGGCCGAACACACUCACAGCCUCACCUGCACGCGGGACUUCGCUGUGACGGCUGAAAUUCGUGUGGAAAUGUUGUGGCGACGUCGUGUUCACUUUCCAGGCGUGAGCGCGCACACCUGGUGUGGCCUCGCACGGCCUCGGCCCUUCACCUUGAACAGUGUGCUGCAAAGGUUGGCGCUGGUGACAAUAGGUCAGCUGAUGCCGGGUGGGGCGGCGGAGAAGUCGGGUCUGAUUCGUCCCGGCGACCACCUCGUCUCGGUGAACGGCGAGCGAGUCUAUGGCGGCAGCCACGCCAGGGCCCUCGCUCUUCUCGAGCAGGAGUGUGACACCGAGGUCACCCUCGGACUGUGGCGUCCCACGGCACCUCCAACCCACCAAGUCGGCGUCCUGUUGGGCAUGACGAUUUUGAUCAGUUGCUUUUUUGUUCCCUCCCUCCCCCCGCCCCUCUUUGCCGGCCAGCGUGAUAGCCGACCGACCGAGGCGAACGAGGCCCGGCGUCUGGCGUCGUCGGCUGUGCGACACGCCGUCCUCCACCGCGCACCGGACGAGGAGGGUUUCGGCUUUGUCCUCGCCUACCCACCGCCUCUGUCGAAAUCAACAACGAGUGUGUCCGGUCGGGCCCAGGGCGAUGGCAGCAGCAAACCCCUGGAGCACUUUAUUUUGUCGCAGCCAACUUGUCUUUCUUGGUUAUCGCUGGGCGUUUUUACUUUAGCUCGAGUGCUACCUGGAAGCGCGUCGGAGAGGUCGCGUCUCCUGCGUGUGGGCGAUCGUCUCCUGUCCGUGAACGGGGUCAGUGUCACCGGGCUUCGACAUGAGGACGUCAUUCGACUCAUCAAAGACAGCGGCACUCAGGUUGCGCUCACAGUCCUUCCUCAUACCCGUAAGUCCCCGUCUAUGCUUACGUCGGAUACCCUGGUCUUAGAAAACAUCUCGAUUCCGACCUACGAGCAUCACCAGACGCGAAUGGCCUGCCCGAGCCGACAGGCCGUGUUCUUUCAGGUGACUCUGUUUCGUUCCAAUCGGGGCUUCGGUUUUUCCAUCCGUGGAGGCCACGAGUUCAAUCAGAUGCCGCUCACUGUUCUGCGCGUGGCUGAGGGCGGUCCGGCUCAUCUGGACGGUCGCCUCAAGGUCGGCGAUGAACUAUUGCAAAUCAACGGUUACACCACGACUGGUAUGUCGCACCGGCGCGCAGUCGAGAUAAUUCAAGCCGGGGGCAACAUGAUAAGCCUCGGUGUGCGUCGAUUCCUCGUGGGAGACCAAAAGGCCCCCUCCUUCUACCCUCAAUCCCCGCUGCCCUUUGUGUCGCCCCCUUUCAUGCCGCCCGGGCCUCCCAACCUCCGCUUCCCCCAAUUUUUCACUCCUCUUCCCGUCCACAGGCCUGCGUUCGUCCAGAAGCCUCUUUUGUCGUCAGUAAAAAGUCCCCCGUGCCAUCGAGGUGUGGCCGCCUACCAAUCGUUGUCUCGCUCGGGACAGAAAGGCGGAGGAAGGCCUGGAGCAUGUCAUUCCUACAAUCAGUACUCAUUGCGACGUGAUUUUGAUUCUCGGGCCAGCGGUGACAGUGGUUUCCACAGCACCGACCUCAUUGGCAAUCGGAAAAAAGUAAGUGAAACGAAAAAGGAAAGCUAUUUGAAAGAUUACUAUCGCAAUUUCCGUUAUGUUCCAAAAAAGGGAAAAUUCUUAAUGGAUAGUGAUUCCUCUUCUGAAGAAAGUGGUGGUAAUGACCGCAAAGUUCGAAAAAAAUAUAACUUUGGGUGGUCUCCGAUUCCAAACGGCUCCAUCGAGUCGCCAGAUAUCUACCGUUCUGUGGCAAGCCUCCCAAAGGACCUGGAAUAUUUGUUAAAAAAGGCAGAUGAAGAUAAGUUGGAUGACGCGGAGAUCACCCGACUACGAACUCGACUUGAGCAGAUGGAAGAUGAAAUGACUCGUCUGCUAAACGCUGUUAAUAACUCAGCCGCUUUCCUCUCGACGAAAUGCCCACAUGUGAACAAUCACCAAUGCUCGCCCUCUCACACUCAUCAAAGUGACGAUAGUGAGGUUCUGUAUUCAGCUGAAGAAAAUUAG